This is a messenger RNA of Rhea pennata, 228 nucleotides long. RefSeq names its product cAMP-dependent protein kinase inhibitor beta-like. Bases 1 to 228 code for a protein of 75 amino acids. Gene Ontology annotation, biological process: negative regulation of cAMP-dependent protein kinase activity. Gene Ontology annotation, molecular function: cAMP-dependent protein kinase inhibitor activity. Gene Ontology annotation, cellular component: cytoplasm; nucleus. The transcript has 2 exons. The record is from RefSeq and is a predicted model, not a curated record. Lineage: Eukaryota; Metazoa; Chordata; Aves; Rheiformes; Rheidae.
AUGACGGAGGUGGAGCCUGUGCUGGACUUCGCGUCCUCCGGGAGGACCGGCCGUCGCAACGCCCUGCCCGACAUCCUGGGCUCGCCGGCUGGCGUCAGCCCCUCCGACCUGCCCCUCAAGCUCGCUGAGAUGUCCCUCAACGCAGGUAGGUCCCAGGAAAUGCAGUCGCCGUCCACGGAGGUGCCCCCUCCGCAGCCCCAAAGCCCAGAGCUGAAGGACACAUCCUAA